UGGCGUAUAAUUAAAGCGAGGCGCUGCAGGGAAUGCGAAUGAUGCACAUUUUGCGGUGACGAAGAAUUUCUCGUUUUGUUAAGAUUAAUGUUGAACAUCAUAAUGUUCAUUUCCUAUUUUAUUUCCUGAUAUUUCAAUCAUAGUAUGGCAACAAACAUAGCGAGGAACCAGUCUGCACCCGUGCAUUUCACUCUGCUCAAUGACAAUGUCGUACCGAAAAAUAUCGAAAAUAAGUUAGAGAUUUCCGAAACUUCAAAAUGUGACGACACAGUAGAGGACGAUGUCUUUGCAAACGAAAACGACACAAAUAUCUCCAAAGAUCAACAAACGACCUGUUUAACAGAUAUUGCGAGAGGAAAUGAUCAAAAUGCAAUUAACACCACGUUGGCAAAUAAUGUCAUUACUCCACCAGAUGUAUCAUCUGUAGUAAGCAGUCCUACAUCAAUUAUACCAGCAACAACAAGUACCACAACAAGGAGACCAUCAUACACAUCGAAAGCUCCAUCCGCACUAACUAAUUUGCCAAAAACCAUAGAUGAGAUUAAUAACUCACCAAGCAAUUCUCUUCAGUCGUUUGGUCUGAAUACAGCUCCUUCAUCUGGCUUUGAAAAUACUGGCAUACGAUCAUCGGCAAAGGAAUUAUUAAGUCUUCAUGGUCAAGCCAGUUUUGAAAGCUUGGAUGAAUACUCCAACCCUGGGACCCCUACUACCAUUGGAAUUGCUCAUAGUCCAAGUACCUUGCAUGGUGCACAGCAGUCCUCAAGACAACGCGAGAGAGCAAAAUUAAGAACUGAAGUGAUUAGUCGUGGCAGAUGGGAAUGUGCAGUACAGGCUCAAGUACUAACAGUAAAAUGUAGAGACAAAAUAGGGGAACUUCACAAAUCAAAAUUUGGUUCUGGUUCAAAGGGGAAGUGUAUCAAGGUUGAAGACAAGUGGUAUGCACCAAUUGAGUUUGAAGCACUGUCAGGAAGAGCUUCAUGUAAAGACUGGAAGCGCAGCAUUCGAUUUCAUGGCCACCACCUGCAAAAAUUAAUAGAAGAUAAUUAUUUGACUUUGCAUGCUAUAUCAUGCACUUGUGGAAUAUGUUGUGGAGAUGAAACACUGACAGGGCCUGUCAAGCUAUUCCAGUCAGUGAAACGAAAAAGGUCACUUGUCAACAACAACUUGUUGUCAUCACCUGGACCAAUGAAAAGAAAGUCUAUAAGUGAAGAAAACAGAUAUUUCAGGGAGCGCGCAGGGUCCUAUUCUGUCGAAAGUGAAGUGUUUGUCCUUGGUGCAGAUGACAGUGGAAUGCCACCGAUGACACCAUUAACACCUAUGACACCUCUUACACCACACACACCAUUUGGUGCCAACUGCUUAACACCCUUACCAACUGCUGCAACCUUUCGACCUAGCUCCCCUCCAAAGUCUAUCACUUUACAAGUCCCUUUGACGCAGAAUGUACCUGUUAGUAGUUCAGUGAAACAAGACAUCAAUGAACAGAUGCAACAAAUGAUGCCACCACCACCAUCAUCAACAAAAGCUGAUAUAAAUAUACUUAGUCAACAACAUUGGAUCCACCUAGAAGAGAUGGCAUCUAAUCUUGUCAGUAUGGCAAACAAAUUGAAGUUGAUGGUUGAGCAAGUUAAAAUACAAAGUGAAGCAUUAAAAGAUAGUGCUGUAACGCAGGCAAAAAUACAAGCUGAAAAUGACAAGGCAGAGGCUGUUUCUCUGCUGCGAAGAGGACAACUACAGCAUGCCAUGCAAGCUAUUCCAAUAUCUGCUGCAUCAGAACCGGUUCCGAUCCAUCAAAAUUUCACGAUUCAAGUUUCGAAGGUUUGUCAAAACUGUGGUCGGGAAGCAUUCUUGGAAUGCACAGGUUGUAACAAGUCGUAUUAUUGUGGUCAGUUUUGUCAACAAAGAGACUGGACCAUGCAUAAAGCGAAAUGUCGUGAAAUGGCUGAAGAUAGUCAAGGGAGUAACAAUAGUAGCUUGAUACCUGUUGAUAAAUAGUUCUACGUAAACUUCUCUGUGAAUUUACUUCGUUGUUGCAAGUACUAGGAAAACUUUCAUACAUCUACGUAGAUAAAUUUGUACUUGUUCCAAACUAGCUGGUAGUAUUUUAAACGACUUGUAAUAUAGAGAAAAAAGGAUUUGUGUUAAAUUGAUAUGUCCUUUAAUUUAUAUAUUGUAUAUAGAGCUAGUAACUAUUUUUUUUUAAUAUUUUGUCUGAAACUUAAAUAAUGUCUUGUCUCACAAAGCGGGAUAGUUACUGCUGAUGGUAAGAUCAUAAUAUUUAUAAAAACCAAGUCAUCAAUUGAUCAAACGCGUUACUUCAACCGAAAUUUGCUCAGCACCAUUAUAAACUAGAAUCUAUCUGUAUUUAUGUACAUAAAAAAAUGAAUAUAAAACAUAACAUUUACCAUAUACUCUUGGUAAUAAUUUAUUUUUCUUAUUAUUUUUUGUCAGUUUGAUGAUUUUUAUAUAUAUAUAUAUAUAUAUAUAUAUCGGCGAAAGUGAAAACUUGGACCGAGCGAGAUUUGAAACAGCGGCUUAACUGUUGCUUACUGGUUACUUGUUGAUUAUCUACUUGGAUAAACCAUAUUUUCUUGUUUGCUUGCUCACCUCGAAUAUAGCGCCAAUCAACAUCAAACCCGUUUAAUCACGUCUAUGUUGAGCAACAUUUUUAUACAAGAACAUCUAAAUUGGAAUAGUUUAUUUAACCAUUAUGGUUAUAUUAAAUACAUCCUUUGUUAAUAA
Molecule: messenger RNA, 2742 nt
Organism: Hydractinia symbiolongicarpus
Lineage: Eukaryota; Metazoa; Cnidaria; Hydrozoa; Anthoathecata; Hydractiniidae
Product: deformed epidermal autoregulatory factor 1 homolog
Exons: 9
Coding region: 145-1995 (616 amino acids)
Biological process (GO): positive regulation of transcription by RNA polymerase II
Molecular function (GO): DNA-binding transcription activator activity, RNA polymerase II-specific; RNA polymerase II cis-regulatory region sequence-specific DNA binding
Source: RefSeq, a predicted model, not a curated record